This is a messenger RNA of Colletotrichum spaethianum, 429 nucleotides long. Its product is annotated as putative secreted glycosidase. Gene Ontology annotation, molecular function: peptide-N4-(N-acetyl-beta-glucosaminyl)asparagine amidase activity. Gene Ontology annotation, cellular component: cytosol; nucleus. The coding region runs from base 1 to 429 and encodes 142 amino acids. Gene Ontology annotation, biological process: protein quality control for misfolded or incompletely synthesized proteins; glycoprotein catabolic process; protein deglycosylation. NCBI's taxonomy places the organism in Eukaryota, Fungi, Ascomycota, Sordariomycetes, Glomerellales, Glomerellaceae. The record is from RefSeq and is a predicted model, not a curated record. The transcript has a single exon.
AUGGGUGGCCCCGUCGCAUUCGAGCGCCGAUUUGACAUGAGCUUUGUUCCUGGUUUAGCAGAACAAGAUCAGGGGAAUAACGGCAUUGGGAACAUGAUUUAUAAUCCGGGAAAUGAGCCCAGCUUCAUGACACUAUUUCUCUACAACUACAUCAGGCGCAAGCAGUGGAAAAGUGUGAUGCGAAGUACGUUCGUCGUCGACAAAUACUAUCACGUCGGAGCGAGUGGCAUACCCGGGAACGAUGAUGCUGGAGGCAUGAGCAGCUGGCUGGUGUGGAACAUGCUUGGCUUCUACCCAGUCGUCACUCAGCCGGCUGACCUAGUUCUGUCCCCUCGCUUCGAGGAUAUCCGCAUCCGGCUCGGUGAGGUAGGCGGCAUAUUGUGUAUUACCGCCAUUGGGCUUGAAGAGGGCCUACAUCCAAAGUCUUAA